This is a messenger RNA of Mercenaria mercenaria, 2689 nucleotides long. RefSeq names its product WD repeat domain-containing protein 83-like. Bases 82 to 1002 code for a protein of 306 amino acids. Gene Ontology annotation, biological process: mRNA splicing, via spliceosome. Lineage: Eukaryota; Metazoa; Mollusca; Bivalvia; Venerida; Veneridae. Gene Ontology annotation, molecular function: protein binding. The record is from RefSeq and is a predicted model, not a curated record. The transcript is spliced from 7 exons. Gene Ontology annotation, cellular component: catalytic step 2 spliceosome.
GUGGCUACAGCAAUUCAGCAUUUUCUUGAGACGUCAGUCAACGUUUUCUUUGGAAAAAUCAGCAAGCAAACCGUAAUCAGAAUGACAGAAGAUAUACCAACUAAACUUAUUUACGCUCAGAACUGUAAACAAGGCGCUGUCAGGGCUGUUAGAUUCAAUGUUGAUGGCUCAUACUGCCUAAGCUGUGGAAGUGAUAAAAGUGUCAAACUGUGGAAUCCACACAGACAGCUGUUGCUUAAGUCUUACAUUGGACAUGGGUAUGAAGUUCUGGAUGCCCAGAGCUCUGGUGAUAACAGCCAGAUAUGUUCUGGUGGAAUGGAUAAAACUGUCAUGGUGUUUGAUGUUGCUUCUGGAAAAUCACUAAGGAAAUACAGAGGUCAUGCAGGAACUGUAAAUUGUGUACGAUUUAAUGAAGAAUCAACACUUGUUUUGUCUGGUUCCAUAGACUGCUCUGUAAAGAUAUGGGAUUUGAAAUCAAGGAAAAUGGAACCAGUCCAGGUUCUAGAUGAAUCCAAGGACAGUGUUACAUGUAUACAAGUAUCAGAUUAUGAGAUACUCACUGGGUCAGCUGAUGGCAGAAUUAGGAGAUAUGAUUUACGAGUUGGCAAACUUUAUGCUGAUCUUAUUGGAAAUUCUGUGACUAGUGUCAGCUUUACCAGAGAUGCACAGUGUGUUUUGGUAUCAACUCUAGACAACAGCUUGAAACUAAUGGACAAAGAUUCAGGAGAAAUGCUGAAUGAAUACACUGGACAUAAGAAUAGUGAUUACAGGAUUGACAGUUGUUUAAACAGUAAAGACACGCAUAUACUUAGUGGCUCAGAAGAUGGUGCUGUUUAUAUAUGGGAUCUAAUAGAGGCCAAGGUUAUACAUAAACUUGAUCAUGAGGGACAGAAAGCUGUGCAUUCUCUAACAUAUCAUCCAUCAGAAACUUGCCUAGUAACAGCAGCUGGAGAUAAAAUGUUUGUAUGGAAAUCAAAAUAUGCAGCUAGCCUUGAUACUUGACAGGAGUAUAAAAAUCAAGAUAUGCAGCUAGCUGUGAUACUUGAUAGGAGUAUAAAAAUCAAGAUAUGCAGCUAGCCUUGAUACUUGACAGGAGUAUAAAAAUCAAGAUACGCAGCUAGCCUUGAUACUUGACAGGAGUAUAAAAAUCAAGAUACGCAGCUAGCCUUGAUACUUGACAGGAGUAUAAAAAUCAAGAUACGCAGCUAGCCUUGAUACUUGACAGGAGUAUAAAAAUCAAGAUAUGCAGCCAGCCUUGAUACUUGAUAGCACAAAGGAAUAUUAAGUAUUGAAGUCAGAAUAUACAGCACGCCUUGAUUCUGAAAAGGCAAGGGGGUAUUGAUCCGUGAUAGACAUUGCUUUAUACCUUGAUACACACAGCAAAGUCUGUGGGUGAAAAUUUUGUUGUAUUAAAUUCUGAAAUGAAGUGGAAAAGAUGAAUUCAGAGAAGAAUUAUGUUCAAUAGUGGAUGGAAAAAUGACGGAUUGUUUUAUAGAAAAUUACAAAUGGUAUUGUGUUCUGUUUCCUUUUUUUAACACUGACUGUGAUAUACCAUUUGAAAGGUUAUUCAGUGUUCUAAUUCCUCAGAUUAUUUAUAUCUUAAAAUCUUUAUGGCUGUUAUACUUAUUGCGUAUUCUUUUAUAUUGUAUCUCUAUAAAAGUCAUUUCUCUAAAUCUUACUAUGUCCUAACUCCUUGAUAACCAGUCAGAUAUGUUGCAGAGAGCCAUGUGACAACAGUCUAAAAAAACAUACCUUCACUGAAAAUGAUGGCCAAAGAAAUAACAAAAGGCCAUACAUCUCCCUGAAUAAUGGUAAAAAUAUCUGCCUUUUUAGCUCGACUAUUCAUAGAAUAGUAGAGCUAUUGGACUCGCCCAUGCGUCGGCGUCCGCAUCCGCGUCCCGAUUUGGUUACGUUUUUGUAUGUAAGCUGGUAUCUCAGCAACCACUUGUGGGAAUGGAUUGAAACUUCACACACUUAUUCACUGUGAUAAACUGACUUAUAUUGCACAGGUAACAUACCUCUAUUUUGCUUUUUUUCAAAAUUAUGUCCCUUUUUUGACUUAGAAAUUUUUGGUUAAGGUUUUGUAUGUAAGCUGGUAUCUCAGUACUCACUAAUUAGAAUGGAUUGAAACUUCACACACUUGUUCACUGUCAUAAUCUGACAUGCACAAAGCAGGUCCCAUAACUUUAUUUUCCUUACUUACAAAAUUAUGCCCCUUUUUCAACAUAGAAAUUUUUGGUUAAGUUUUUGUAUGUAAGCUGGUAUCUCAGUAUCCACUAACGGGAAAAGAUUGAAACUUCACACACUUGUUAUUUGUCAUGAUAUGACAUGCAGUGCAAAGGGUCAAUAACUCAACUUCGCAUUUUACAAAAUUAUGCCCCUUUUUGGGUUAAAUUCUUAUAUGUAAGCUGGUAUCUCAGUACCCACUAAUGGGAAUGGAUUGAAACUUCACACACUUGUCCACUGUCAUGAGCUGAUAAGCACUAUACAGGUUCCAUAACCGUAUUUUGCUUUUUAUGCCCCCGAAGGGAGGCAUAUAGUUUUUGAACCGUCUGUCGGUCUGUCUGUCAGUCUGUCCGCAAUUUUUGUGUCCGGUCCAUAUCUUUGUCAUCGAUGGAUGGAUUUUCAAAUAACUUGGCAUGAAUGUGUACCACAGUAAGACGACGUGUCGCGCGCAAGACCAGGUCCC